This is a messenger RNA of Chlamydomonas reinhardtii, 2076 nucleotides long. RefSeq lists its product as uncharacterized. Bases 691 to 1038 code for a protein of 115 amino acids. Lineage: Eukaryota; Viridiplantae; Chlorophyta; Chlorophyceae; Chlamydomonadales; Chlamydomonadaceae. The record is from RefSeq and is a predicted model, not a curated record. The transcript is spliced from 2 exons.
GAUGCCCAGAGAGUCGCGUCCGCGGGCAAGCUUGCUGGUGGUGCAUUUGGCUCGCUCGCUGCGCUUCAGGGGAACCGUCCGCGCGUAGAGAAUACAAAUCACUCCGAUCUAUUCAAAAUAUACUAUGCAUCGCGCAUAGGCCCCUUGGGGAGGUUGCACAAUGGGGGGCCAACUGGUCCCGCGCUUCGCAUCCCUUCAGCCGAUCUUGGCGCUUGCAAAAAAGUAAAGGUGCUGGGUGAGCUGGCUAUUCUUCAACAUAAGAGUCAACGCGUUUCGUUCACCCACCCCACAAAGUGCAUCUGCUUUGACCAGCGUUUUCUCACAGCAAACGCUCUUAAUAAUUAAUGGCGCGCCGCUGGGUGGGGCGUCAGGGCGCAAAUAGUCAGUUACACUUGGUCGCAGCCUUGAAAGCGGGCUGGGGCACACGCCAGACCCCAAAAACACGCCAGGAGGCACACUUUGGAACAGCAUGUGUAGAUGAGUAGCUAAACCCUGGCGUUGCUUAGGUCAGCUGUAGUGCAUCAGUACUGCUCUGGCUGCGGCGCGACACUCAGUCGGCGACAUCAUCGUCGCCGUCCUGCCGAGCGGUCCCCGCUCUGGCAAUCUUUGCCGACCAUCAUGAUCUCACACCGUGGAGCCUUCGCGACCUAGCGUGGGUGGCGCGCCUGCUCGCCGGUCGACCUCGUCCUCAUGGCUUCGCGAUGCUUCUGGCGGAGCGCUCGCUGCUGCCGGGCUCGCAGUGGCGUGUCGCUGAGCGGCUCUUUCGGUAACGGAGGGCCGAUUGGAGCUGCUGGCGACUCUUGCUGUGGGCUGCUGCCGCGGCCUGACGUGGCGCCGGGCUCGCCGCGCGUGAACCGGGGCACGCUGCGGCGGGAGCCAGGACCGGCGUCUUCCGGGCGGCGGCGGCUGGAGCUGUGGGCGCAUCUACACAGUGGAGAGACCUGCUUGGCGAAUGCAGUCUGGCGAAGGCAGUCCAGCGAAGGCUGGCUGGCGCAGGCCGACUAUGCGAAGGCUGGCUGGCGCUGUCUGCUGUGCUAGGGUGUUGCGAGGCUGUGUGGACUUGGUUGGGCGGUGGGCGUGCCUGCACCGCCUGUGCUAGGUUGCGGGCGCUGUGGCUUGUGCUGUCUGGUGGGUCGGACCGGCUGAUCCUCGUGGUUCAGCGAACUUGCACGGCCCUGGGCCGUCUACAGGAUGCAGCUUCGGGCUGCACCCAACAGUGUGAGGGCCCUGCCCUGUUGGUGCUGGUGUUUUGGGGUAGGAGUUGCACUUUGCAAAGUGGCAGUCAGUCUGACGCCGACCCGCGGCUUAGGUGAGCAGCGCUAGCGUUUGCGUGGCGUGUCGCUGAGCGGCUCUUUCGGUAACGGAGGGCCGAUUGGAGCUGCUGGCGACUCUUGCUGUGGGCUGCUGCCGCGGCCUGACGUGGCGCCGGGCUCGCUGCGCGUGAACCGGGGCACGCUGCGGCGGGAGCCAGGACCGGCGUCUUCCGGGCGGCGGCGGCUGGAGCUGUGGGCGCAUCUACACAGUGGAGAGACCUGCUUGGCGAAUGCAGUCUGGCGAAGGCAGUCCAGCGAAGGCUGGCUGGCGCAGGCCGACUAAGCGAAGGCUGGCUGGCGCUGUCUGCUGUGCUAGGGUGUUGCGAGGCUGUGUGGACUUGGUUGGGCGGUGGGCGUGCCUGCACCGCCUGCGCUAGGUUGCGGGCGCUGUAACUUGUGCUGUCUGGUGGGUCGGACCGGCUGAUCCUCGUGGUUCAGCGAACUUGCACGGCCCUAGGCCGUCUACAGGAUGCAGCUUCGGGCUGCACCCAACAGUGUGAGGGCCCUGCCCUGUUGGUGCUGGUGUUUUGGGGUAGGAGUUGCACUUUGCAAAGUGGCAGUCAGUCUGACGCCGACCCGCGGCUUAGGUGAGCAGCGCUAGCGUUUGCGGUGAGCCUUGCUCGGGGUUCCUACCCUCCUUUAGUGAGGCGAGGAGCAUGGGGGUCAUUCGAGGUUCCCUCCUCGAGUGUGCGUACGUGUCUCGUGCGUUUAUGGAGCCCUGGCUUGCCCGUGGCUGUCAUCCCACAUGUAACCUCUAUUCGCU